AUGAUGGCUUUGACGGCGCAGGUCUACCCACUGUUACGCAAUUCAGUCAUGUUGUUGCGUGUUUUUGCCAUCUGGGGAUUUGCCAAUCAGGGAAUUUACGCCUCUGUAGUUUCGACCGUGCUUGGAAACCCACGUGGAUUUGUGCCCGUCCAGCCUGAGAAAAUUCCAGUCUGUCUGCAAGUUCCUUUCGUCUGCCUCUGGUUUGCGGUCAAACGACUGUAUGAAUCGAGGCUUCUGACGCCAAGGUCAUCUGUCCGUCUCGGUGCACCGAGCUCGCUUUCGGUCCGGGAGGUCGUCAGACAGACAAAAAUCGAUCGGACUUCGCUCGUAUUCAGCUUUGGAUACUCCAGGCGGUCCAAACUGGAGGAGGGCUGUGAAAAGACCCCUCGACUUUUCUCGCAUCAAAUGCGUUCCCCUGAGCUCCCGUCUACUUUGCUCCCGUCCAACUCGUGA
Toxoplasma gondii ME49 is the source of this 453-nucleotide messenger RNA. RefSeq lists its product as hypothetical. Bases 1 to 453 code for a protein of 150 amino acids. NCBI's taxonomy places the organism in Eukaryota, Apicomplexa, Conoidasida, Eucoccidiorida, Sarcocystidae. The record is from RefSeq and is a predicted model, not a curated record. The transcript is spliced from 2 exons.